Messenger RNA from Ceratitis capitata (Mediterranean fruit fly), 490 nucleotides. Its product is annotated as perlucin-like protein. Gene Ontology annotation, biological process: biological process involved in interspecies interaction between organisms. The record is from RefSeq and is a predicted model, not a curated record. NCBI's taxonomy places the organism in Eukaryota, Metazoa, Arthropoda, Insecta, Diptera, Tephritidae. Gene Ontology annotation, molecular function: carbohydrate binding. Gene Ontology annotation, cellular component: external side of plasma membrane. Bases 12 to 482 code for a protein of 156 amino acids. The transcript has 3 exons.
AGCACAAAGCAAUGGCGAAAUUUAUGAAAAUUACUAUACUCUUGGUGAUCGCACUGGCGACGAUCGUCGUUUGUAUAGAAGAAAGCGGCAUCGAGGGCAGAGGUCCUGUUUUGGACAAAGUCUACUUUUUGGGUGUGGAGAAGUUAUCCUGGUAUGCGGCAAGCUUUUAUUGUGAGAAAAGCGGUUGGAAAUUGGUGACCAUUGAGAGUACGCGCGAUCAAGCCAAUCUCAUGCAGUUUUUGAGUUAUUAUAACAUUAACGACAGAGGCUAUUGGUCAGCUGGCAAUAGAUUAAGCAACGACGUGGAUUGGCGUUGGGGCUUUGAAAGUGAAGAAAUGAAUUACACAAAUUGGCAAAAUACUGAUCAGCAAUGUCAAUGUGUGGAUACUAGUGACUGCGUAAAACUCGUGGAAAGGAAUCUGCGUUGGAAGGGCGAAGACUGUUUUGCGGAACUUGAUUUUAUUUGUCAAAAGAAUAUAUAAAUAUACGU